Molecule: messenger RNA, 2319 nt
Organism: Kwoniella mangroviensis CBS 8507
Lineage: Eukaryota; Fungi; Basidiomycota; Tremellomycetes; Tremellales; Cryptococcaceae
Exons: 4
Coding region: 1-2319 (772 amino acids)
Source: RefSeq, a predicted model, not a curated record
AUGUCACCUGCAAAUAUGGAAUCGACAUCCCUUCCUCGACUGAACACUCAGCCAGUCCCACCAACACCUAUGACGGGCGACCAGCAAAUCACUUCUGCUCCAGCUAAUCAAACGAUAUUUGACGAAUUACCCAAUGUCACAUCGCCCAUACCUACGCCGGAACACACAAGUGAUUCCUCGGCUUUCCAGUACGAUGAUGGCGGGCGACAUUCGCCAUUCCUCUCUGGUUCACCUUCUCCCUCACCCCGCUCAGUGUUAUUAUCGCCAUCCAAAACUUCACCUACAUCCCGACCGCUCUCACCUGAUUUACCUACUCGAGAUGCAUUGUAUCUCUUUAGCAACUCCAGUAGUUAUAUGCGAUCGCCCAAUGAGGGUAGUGAAGGUUUGAGGGCGGAUGAUUUCAAAGAUACUAUAAGGUUGUUGGAACAUGCAAGGUGGUUAACUUCCCAACCCCAUUCCAACGUUCACAUCUUACAUCUCAAAUACCGCUUUCAAGGUCAAUCAACCCCUUUCAGAUCACCCUAUUCGACGGGUGAUUAUCAAUUACCGUUAAAUUACAAGGACUCGACUGGUCGAGUUAGGAAUCCCGUUCCUCAACCUUUCUCGGUACUUCAUGAUCCGGUAGUUAAGAUUGAUUACAUGGAAAACGGAGUGUUUGACCCAUUACCUGCUCAAGCAGUUUUCAGUCACAUAGCUAAGAUGUGUCAACCUCCUCCAAGAGUCAUAGUCAUCUCUUAUGUCUACUCAAAAGUGAUCGAGAACCACCUCUCUUCCCUCUCAGCAUGGGCUCUCACCUCUUCACCACCUGCGUACAUUUUCUCACCAGUCGAAACCCGUUUACGGGAAUCCCAACCAUUACAUGACGCCCUUGGUCAUUCAAUACCUAUGUCAAUGUACGCCUGGCCAAAUGAAGUAUAUCAAACUCCAUCAUCUAGUCUUUCACCUGUACAUACACCAUUAUACUCCAAUUCCGCUUCCACUUCGAGCCAUAGAUCUGUGAGAGUACCGAGUUUCGGUGUGAAUCCAUUCUCACCCAUCUCUCCUAAUGGUCAACAUAAGGUAGCGUUACCUCCUAUAUCUUUACCUGGUAAGGGUAGGAAGAAAGCUCAGCGUAGACGGAAAAUUCCCUUACAAGAUAACAACAAUACCAUCGAGGGAAAAAAGGAAGGACAAGGGGAAGAUGUGAACUCACCUAUACUGAUUACGAGGAGAAUAAGCGGUACGGAGUCUCCGAAUGAUAUUGUCGAUCGAUAUUAUGCUGGAAGAACUUCUCAAGUUGCUGCCGCUGCUUCUACCAAUGGUGGUCCUACUGGUGUAGGUGGAAGGAAAUAUAAAGAUGAUCCUAUAGCUUCAUUGACUGUCAUUUCAUCUUCUCCACCUACAGCUGAUGAAACUUCUACGACUUUAGAAAGGAAGAAAUCGAAUGAAAGUUCAAAUUCUCACAUUUCGCCUACCUCAGGCCAUGGUUUGUCGCCCGGUACAGUCCCACCUCCGAUUGAUAGGAUACCUCUGUGGCACCUCGCGCCAGGAGUUGGCAUCUUACAUGGAAGCACGUCAAGUUCGAUAGGUAUAAAGUUGAGUGAUUUCAGUGCGAUCAACUUAGUAGGUGAUAGUGGAAAUGCCGGUAUGAAUGGACAUGGGAUAUCCAAUGGUGAUAUAUUGAAGAAAGAAGUCAGGAAGAGUGAAGUUGAGGAAUUGGGUAUAAAGACUGAACAGAUAUCGAAUCUAAAUUAUCAUGAUUUACUUAAAGAUAACCAUUCUCAUACUUCAUUGCAUAUCAGCCAUACUCACGAUACUUUGAGUACAGGUACUGGCACUGACGCUGGUGGGAUAACAAUUUCAAGACCAUCGAGUACGACCCCUCUCCCUCAACCUAUUGGUAUACCUAAACCACCAUUCGAUCAAGUCUCAACGAGACAGAAAACCCAUGAUCAUGCACACUUGACUCCACCUAAUCAUCAUCCUCGUCCUGUUUUACCAAAUAGGGAUGUGUCAAUGGGACAAAGGAUAAAUUCAAAUUCGAACCCAAGUUGGCCUGCGCCCGUUAGUAGAGUACCUGAUUGGAGGAAGGGUAGGAAAGAGUUAAUGGAAGAUACACUUGAAGAGAUGGGUCUGGGGGAAGAAUACGAUAUGGAUCAAGGUAGAGAUAGAGAGAUACGAAUGGAGGACGUAGUGGAGAAUCUGGAAGGUUUAGUAUCAAAUCAGAACUCGGAGCACGAUCAGAACCAGGUUCUAGAUAUGGAUAUGGAUGCGACUGAGCUCGGCGUGAGGAAGGAAGCAGGAGAGUAUAUAGAAUUGAUAGAUCUCCUGGGAUCAUAA